GCAGCAAGCAUUGACUCGCUCGACACCCUCGAAGUCAUCUUAUUCGAAAGAACCAGAGCACCGGAUCCUUCUCCACACGACCGCCUCAGAGGGGACUGACGGCGGCUGCGCUGAGCUCCCUCUACUUCUCCUUCCACCAUGAGCUUGGAUCCCUUCACCAGGCUGGUGAAGCUCGCGGCGAGGGCGUUCUACGAUGACGUCUCUCUCAAGGGAGACAACCAGCCCAAGAACGGCAGAGGCGACAACCGAGGCAUGGCCGUUAUAGUUCUCGACGCCCUUACCAGACGCCAGUGGGUGAGGGAAGAAGAUUUGGCAAAAACAUUGAAGCUUCAUGCAAAGCAGCUUCGACGUAUUUUACGAUAUUUUGAAGAGGAGAAGCUGGUCAUGAGAGAUCACCGGAAAGAGUCGGCUAAAGGGGCGAAAAUAUUUAGUACAGCCGUGGCGGCCACAGGUGCUGGCCAACAAAUAGCUAAAGAUGUUGAAGAGAAGAUGAAGUUGCACACUCAUUCUUACUGUUGUUUGGACUAUGCACAGAUCUAUGAUGUUGUAAGAUAUCGAAUGCAUCGGAUGAAGAAAAAGAUAAAGGAUGAAUUAGACAGCAGGAAUACCAUUCAGGAAUACAUAUGCCCCAAUUGCGGGAGAAGGUAUUCAGCUUUCGACGCACUACAACUUGUAAGUCUCACUGAUGAGUAUUUUCACUGUGAAAACUGCAAUGGUGAACUUGUUGCCGAGAGUGACAAGCUUGCUGCAGAGGAAAUGGGAGAUGGUGACGACAAUGCUAGAAAACGGAGACGUGAAAAAUUGAAGGACAUGCUUCAGAAGAUGGAGGAGCAGCUUAAACCAUUGGCUGUUCAGAUUGCAAGAGUGAAGGACUUGCCUGUUCCUGAAUUCGGAAGUCUGCAAGCAUGGGAAGCUAGGGCAAAUGCAGCUGCUCGUGCAAAUGGUGAUGCAAAUGCACUGGAUCCAACCAAAUCCUCUCAAGGGCAAGGAUAUAGUGGAACACCAAUGCCGUUUCUUGGGGAGACAAAAGUUGAAGUUGCUUUAUCUGGUGUAGAAGUAAAGGGUGAAGAUGAUGAGUCUGACAAAAAGACUUCGUUAAUGAAGGUUAUACCUCCAUGGAUGAUUAAAGAAGGAAUGAGUCUAACAAAAGAACAAAGAGGAGAUACCGUUAAUGUAGAUAAAAGUUCUGAACUUGGCGAUGACAAAAAAUCAAAAGAUACAAAAGAAGAUGAAAAGAGUAUACAGGAUGAGUAUCUAAAGGCAUAUUAUGAAGCUAUAUUAAAAAGGCAGAAAGAACAGGAAGAAGCUUUAAGAAUGCAACAAGAGAUCGAUAGAGCUCGGAUGCCUGACUAUGAUGGUGUUUCUGAAACAGAACGCCAAGUAGGGAAGAAAGCUAAACGAGGAGUUUAUGAGGAGGAUAAUGUGGAGUGGGAAGAUGCUCCACCUGCUGUUGUUUCAGGUUCAGAUGAAAAGUAUAUACUCGCCGACUUGAACAUGGAGGCCACUGCAUCGGGUGACGAAGACGACGACAUCGACUGGGAGGAAGGCUGAGCCUGAGUCACUUAUCUCAAAAUGAAGGAAACUAGGCCUUGGUUUGUCAUAACAUCUUCCAAGUAAUUCUGUAAUUAUGUGUCUUUUUGUUGCAUUCCUUCUGAAAAAGUCCCAACAAGUUGGAUGGUAGAACAUCAAGAUUGUGCUGAAUUGUGUUGACGUUUGUGGAGUUGUCUAAUUGUAAAUGUAAUGUAAUGUAGUAUUAGUAGGUUCAUUGUCAAGCUACUUUGACUUUUGGUCUAAUUGGAUAAAGACUUGAAGAGGACACGACAA
Messenger RNA from Zingiber officinale, 1824 nucleotides. RefSeq names its product general transcription factor IIE subunit 1-like. NCBI's taxonomy places the organism in Eukaryota, Viridiplantae, Streptophyta, Magnoliopsida, Zingiberales, Zingiberaceae. The record is from RefSeq and is a predicted model, not a curated record. Gene Ontology annotation, cellular component: transcription factor TFIIE complex. The transcript has 10 exons. Gene Ontology annotation, biological process: transcription open complex formation at RNA polymerase II promoter; transcription initiation at RNA polymerase II promoter. Bases 139 to 1551 code for a protein of 470 amino acids.